AUGUCAGAAAACGAUCUCAUUCAGGAUAUAAAGAAACUAAGGUUAAAUGAUGAUGGGACACAGGGACUAAGUGAUGAAGGUUUUAGCAAAGAUCGAAAAACUCAAUUGCGGCACAAGUUGAUGAAUGCUGACACCAAUGACACAGAAUUGCAAGCCUUAUGUCAGCAAUUGGUUGACAAUCCUACUCAAGUGUUGCUAUUUUUGAAAGUGCUAAAUGAUCAAUCAGGAAGCAUAUUAGGUAAAUUAAUAAGGGUCGACAGUGGCCCACGUCAGUCGUUUGUUUUAAGUGUGUUAAGUGCCAUUCGAGGUAUUUUGAUAAAGUCUUCCAAUGUCAGAGAUUACUACUUGACAGUCUAUAUCUCCCUAAUAACCAAAUUUGGAGUAACCAAUCCUCAACAUUUGAACUUGUUUUUGACCUUUGUCGGGGCUGAAAAGAAAGUGGCAAAUGCAAUUCUUGUCAUAUUGGCUCAAGAUUUGAAAUUAAAUAAGGCGGAGAGCAUGGAUAUAGUAAGUGAGUACUUGCAGCUACAAGUAGAUGAAGAGGCCUUGAAUGGCACAUCAUUGGUCAACUUUGUAUCGACCCUUGCAAUGUGUUUUCCUAUCCUUCCCGAGUUGUGUUCAAAGAUUUAUACAAAUACAGCCACAAAACAGCACAUCCUCGAUGCGUUUUCGAACCAAGGGAAACAUACAGAGUACACAGUGCCUAUUUUGAAUUGCAUCGCAGCAUCAUCAAUGGUAGAAAGCUGUCGUACCUUUACUAUUCAAGAGUACUAUCUGUAUUUAGUUGACUAUUUGCAGUCACAACAUGUGAGCAUACGAAUUCUAGCUGCCUUAUGUGUGGUAAAAUUGUGGACAUUCAUACAAGUGGAACAAAAAUCAAAGGUGCAGGUGACAGAGCUAGCAAAAGAUUUACUUCUUUAUGUGACCGAGGGUGACGACUUGGAGUAUAUUGAGUAUUCUUUGGAAGGUCUCGUGUAUCUAAGCUUGUUUUGGAAAGUUCGGGACUUAAUCAGAAUGGAUGUAUCGUUGAUUGAGAGGUUUGUGCAUAUUUUGCAGAACUAUUCAACAGUUGAUAAUGUAAACACGUCAAUUCAGUAUGGUAUCUUGUCAAUUUUAUCCAACAUUACAAAGCUAAAACAGCCGGAGUUGAAUACUGCAAAAGCAAACUUGAAAAACGUAACCGCGCCACAGAUGGAAUCAGGCAACAAUGAAGAGAACCAAGAUAACAUCAAACUCUUCAAUAGACACUUGCUCGAGCAAGAUGAAAUUGUUUCCAAAUUGAGUGCCAUUAAAACCUACCAAUCCUCCAAUGACAACAACUUUAACGAAGUCAUUAGUAUUAUUUACCAUUUAUCUACAGAUCAAGCCAAGAGUAUGCGAGUAGAACUAGUCAAACAAGGAGCGUUGAUUAUAAUUAUGAACUUUUUGGUCAAUACAAGUGAUAUGGAGAAAAUGGGAAAUAGGGUAGUUGCCAUCCCGGUACUGAAGGGUGAUAUGACCCCAAAAUAUAGAUUCAAAGCAUUGCGUAGUUUGGCACGUAUGUUGAUUUGUGUUGACCCUAGAGUAUCGUUUCAAAAAUAUGAUGUCAAAUCAGCAAUUCCAUUUCUUGUUGAAUUAAUUGGUCCUGUUCCUUCAGACUCUGUGAACCCAAAACAAUCAUAUUUGCAAGAAAUGACGCAACUAGACGAGUACGAAUCAUUGCUAGCACUAACUAAUAUUGCGGCUGCAGAUAACUCCGACACCAGGAGAUUGCUUGUUCUGCAGAUCCUACCCUUUAUCGACGAUUUGAUUGUACUGAAAACUGAUAUUCAAAUUGCUUCAUUUGAACUUUUGAACAACUUGAUUAGCGAACCCCUUUUAUUGGCCAAAUUUUUCAACAUAGAACAAACUGCAAAUAAACAGAGAUUAGAUAUACUAGUGAAGUUGUUGGAUUCAGAUAAUCUGAAAUUGCAGGCAGUAAUUUCCGGGUUUUUGGUUAAUGCGUCAAAUUUUGACGUGAUUGCCGACGUUCUUGUUGAGUCAAAAGAUAUAUUUGAUCAAUUGAUGGGAACAAUCAUUGAAAUUAUGUUACACCAGGUCAAAGAAAGUAACUUGAUAAAUCCAGUAACUUGCUUGUUGGUGAACUUGGUGUAUGCUUUGGCCAACAAAGAUGAGCUGCUACUCAAAAAGCUUGACGAGAAGCUAAGACCUGUAUGUGUAAAUGUUUUAAAAAAUGGUACGGCAGAGAGCAAAGAGGCGAUAACGAGUGUGAUGAGCUUACUUGACUUUUAA
Molecule: messenger RNA, 2271 nt
Organism: Lodderomyces margitis
Lineage: Eukaryota; Fungi; Ascomycota; Pichiomycetes; Serinales; Debaryomycetaceae
Exons: 1
Coding region: 1-2271 (756 amino acids)
Source: RefSeq, a predicted model, not a curated record